Messenger RNA from Acanthochromis polyacanthus (spiny chromis), 5783 nucleotides. Its product is annotated as NACHT, LRR and PYD domains-containing protein 14-like. Bases 73 to 3618 code for a protein of 1181 amino acids. The transcript has 13 exons. The record is from RefSeq and is a predicted model, not a curated record. Gene Ontology annotation, molecular function: protein binding. NCBI's taxonomy places the organism in Eukaryota, Metazoa, Chordata, Actinopteri, Pomacentridae.
UUCGUUCUGACUGAGAAUCUUCUAACAUGUGCUCUCCGGUCAAUCCUUCGCGUGAAGACUGAAGUCCUCAAGAUGAGUGUUUAUGAGGAGGAGGAGUUUCCAGACUCCAGCUGUCUGUCCAUGAAGAGUGACCGGUCCAAAGGAGAUCCUCCAUGGUUCAGUAAAGAACCUGAACCCUCAGACACAAACAGACAGAGAGAAGAAUCUGCAGCCUCCAGCUGUCUGUCCAUGAAGAGUGACCGGUCCAGAGAAGAACCUCUAUGGUUCAGAAAAGAACCUGAACCCUCAGACACAAAAGUGAUGAAGAGGAGGAGAGUUUGUGUGGAGGAGCAGCCGUCCUGCUGUGCUCGGUGUCAGGACGUCCUGAAGGAUCCGGUCUCUAGCAGCUGUGGACACUGGUUCUGCAGACAGUGCAUCAGCUCAUACUGGGACCAGUCUGCUCCAUCAGGACACUCCUCCUGUCCCCAGUGUGGAAAAAGAUCCAGAACCAGAGGUGGACUGCAGACAGCCAGUCAGAGCAGCUGUGGACAAAGUGUUGGUCUGCAGGAGGUUCUGCAGGAACAUAAGAUGAGUCUGAGGAGGAGAUGUGAACAUGUGACUGAAGGAAGUGAUGAAACAGGAGGUGGAACCCUCCUGAACAGGAUCUACACUGAGCUCUACAUCACAGAGGGACACAGUGGAGAGGCUGAUGUCCAACAUGAGGUGAAACAGCUGGAGACAGAUUCCAAGAAGAGCCUCCAUGACAUUCCCAUCAGGUGCCAGGACAUCUUCAAAGCCUUACCUGAGCAGCAGAGAGCCAUCAGAGUGGUCCUGACCAACGGCGUGGCUGGCAUCGGAAAAACCUUCUCAGUGCGGAAGUUCACUCUGGACUGGGCAGAGGGCGGAGAAAACCAAGACGUCAGUGUGGUGGUGGUGCUUCCGUUCAGGGAGCUGAACUUGAUCAGAGAUGAGCAGCACAGUCUUCUCACGCUGCUCCAUGUUUUCCAUCCAACGUUACAGAAGGUGACGGCAGAGCAGCUGGCUGUCUGUAAACUUUUGUUCAUCUUUGACGGUCUGGAUGAAAGCAGACUUUCACUGGAUUUCUCCAACAGGGAGGUUGUGUCUGACGUCAGCCAGAAGUCGUCGCUGGACGUUCUGCUGGUGAACCUCAUGGAGGGGAAUCUGCUUCCCUCGGCUCUGGUCUGGAUCACUUCCCGCCCUGCGGCAGCCAAUCAGAUCCCUCCUAAACACGUGGACAGGUUAACAGAAGUACGAGGCUUCACCGACGGCCAGAAGGAGGAGUACUUCAGGAGGAGGUUCAGUGAUGAAGAGCGCUCCAGCACAAUCAUCUCCCACAUGAAGACAUCCAGGAACCUCCACAUCAUGUGUCGACUCCCAGUGUUCUGCUGGAUCACUGCUACAGUUCUGGAGCACAUGUUGAGCACAGUGCAGAGAGGAGAGCUGCCCAAGACCAUGACUGACAUGUUCUCACACUUCCUGCUGGUUCAGACACACAGGAAGAAGAACAAGUACCAUGAGGGACAUGAGACGAGUCCACAGGAGCUGACGAAAGCUGACAAGAAAAUUGUUCUGAAGCUGGGGAGGCUGGCCUUUGAACAUCUGGAGAAAGGAAACAUCAUGUUCUACCAAGAAGACCUGGAGCAGUGUGGUCUGGAUGUGACAGAGGCCUCGGUGUUGUCAGGAGUUUGUACCCAGAUCUUCAGAAGAGAGUGUGUGAUGUUCCAGAAACCAGUCUACUGCUUUGUUCAUCUGAGCGUUCAGGAGUUUCUGGCUGCAGUCUACAUGUUCCACUGUCACACCAACGGGAACACUGAGGUGCUGGAGAAGUUCCUGGGAGAAGAAUGGAAAGACAAGAAGAGACCCACUAUGAGUCGGCUCCUGGUAGAUGACCGGCAAUACUGGAACAUAGGCAAUCUGGGUGUUUUCCUGAACAGAGUCAUGGAGAAAUCCCUCAGAAGUAAAAAUGGUCACCUGGACCUGUUUGUUCGUUUCCUUCAUGGCCUCUGUCUGGAGUCCAACCAGAGACUCUUAGGAGGUCUGAUGGGUCAGACAAAGAUCCGUCCAGAAACGAUCCAGACAAUCAUCAAGAACCUGAAGGAGAUGAACAGUUAUGAAAUGUCUCCAGACAGAAGCAUCAACAUCUUCCACUGUCUGAUGGAGAUGAAGGAUCUCUCAGUCCAUCAGGAGAUCCAAGAGUUCCUGCAGUCAGAGAACAGAUCAGAGAAGGAACUCUCUGAGAUCCACUGCUCAGCUCUGGCCUCCAUGCUGCAGAUGUCAGAGGAGGUUCUGGAUGAGUUGGACCUGAAGAAGUACAGAACAUCAGUGGAGGGAAAACUGAGACUGAUUCCAGCUGUGAGGAACUGCAGAAAGGCUGGACUUUCUGACUGUGAACUCUCAGAGAGUCACUGUGAAGUUGUGGCCUCAGCUCUGAAGUCCAACCCCUCCCAUCUGGAACAUCUGGACCUGAGUGAGAACAACCUGAAGGAUUCAGGAGUGAAACAUCUUUGUGAAGGACUGCAGAGUCCAAACUGUAAACUGAAGACUCUCAGAUUGGAGUGGUGCAGGUUGUCAGAGAUCAGCUGUGAUUCUCUGAUCUCAGCUCUGAAGUCCAACCCCUCCCAUCUGGAACAUCUGGACCUGAGAUGGAGCAACCUGAAGGAUUCAUCAGUGAAACAUCUGAGUGGUUUUCUGGAGAGUCCAGACUGCAUCCUGAAGACUCUGAGAUUGGUGGACUGCAGUUUGUCAGAGAUCAGCUGUGAUUCUCUGGUCUCAGCUCUGAAGUCCAACCCCUCCCAUCUGGAACAUCUGGACCUGAGCUGGAACAAGGAGCUGAAGGAUUCAGGAGUGAAACAUCUGAGUGGUUUUCUGGAGAGUCCAGACUGCAUCCUGAAGACUCUGAAAUUGGAGUGGUGCAGGUUGUCAGAGAUCAGCUGUGAUUCUCUGGUCUCAGCUCUGAAGUCCAACCCCUCCCAUCUGGAACAUCUGGACCUGAGCAGAAACAACCUGAAGGAUUCAUCAGUGAAACAUCUGAGUGGUUUUCUGGAGAGUCCAGACUGCAUCCUGAAGACUCUGAGAUUGGAGCUCUGCAGUUUGUCAGAGAUCAGCUGUGAUUCUCUGAUCUCAGCUCUGAAGUCCAACCCCUCCCAUCUGGAACAUCUGGACCUGAGCUGGAACAAAGAGCUGAAGGAUUCAGGAGUGAAACAUCUGAGUGGUUUUCUGGAGAGUCCAGACUGCAUCCUGAAGACUCUGGAAUUGGUGGACUGCAGUUUGUCAGAGAUCAGCUGUGAUUCUCUGGUCUCAGCUCUGAAGUCCAACCCCUCCCAUCUGGAACAUCUGGACCUGAAUAUCAACGACCUGCGGGAUUCAGGAGUGAAACAUCUGAGUGGUUUUCUGGAGAGUCCAGACUGCAUCCUGAAGACUCUGGAAUUGGAGAAAUGCAGUUUGUCAGAGAUCAGCUGUGAUUCUCUGGUCUCAGCUCUGAAGUCCAACCCCUCCCAUCUGGAACAUCUGGACCUGAGAACAAACUUCCUGCAGGAUUCAUCAAUGAAACAUCUGUUAGAUCUUGUGGAGAGUCCAGACUGCAGCCUGAAGACUCUGAUAUGGAAGUAUUUCCGCUGAUCAGGACGGUGUUUGUGCUGAGAGGAUGAAGUGUGUCCUGAUGAUCCAGAGGUUGAAGCAGCAGCAGCAGCUGGUGUGUAGAGACUCUGACUGGACCAUGUUACUGGGAGGUGGACUGGGAACCAGUGUAAAGUGUGUUGUUGUCACUGUGUAGUUUAGUGUUGCAGCUCCACACUGAAUGAUGGAGAACUGCAGUUAAUGUUGACAUGAUCCGUUGGAGGUUGAUGUCAGGCUGCAGAGUGUGCAGUAAGUUUCAGGAUGUUUGUGUCAGUGCAGGAUUAUAUUUGCGUUGAUUUUCUAUUUCCAGCUGCAGUCAAAGUUGUUGAGCUUCUCUACCUGCAGCACAUUGAGCUGAUGAGAACAAAGUGUCCUGGAAACAUGUCAGCUGAAGCCUUGGUGCCCAGAGAGAGUUUGUUUUUCUGUGUUUUGAUCACAUCAUGUUGAGGUGACAAAGUGAAGAUGAAUCCAGUUUAGUCCUCAAAGGUCCAGCAGCAGCUCUGAUUGGACCAGAACCCGAGCGCUGAUCCAUCAUGGCAGCAGCAGCAGCUCGUCCACGUGGCUCAUUCUGCCUCAGUUCACCGAAUGCUCCACGUCUGAGCCUCUCCAGCUUCACUGAUGUGUUUUAAGGUGUGAAUAUUGAGCUGAUCUCCUGUAAAAUCUGGCUUCAAAGGUAACAUUAGUGUUCGAGUCAAAAAUUCUUAAAGAAGGAGAUCAUGAGGACUUUCUAUGUGGUUUUGUUCAUACCAGUCUGUGGAUGGAUGUCUGAAAUAAUAAUGAUAAAUAACGUAGCUUCAGUCCUGAAGUUUAAUCUUCUCAUUGAUGUGAACGUCUGGUCUUCAAUGGUUCAACCUGCUGUGGUAGAAGAAUACAAACCAGUUCUAUGAAGGUGGAAGUUUGGUCCAAACAUCUGUGUUUCUGUCUCUUCUGAUUCUCCACCAACCAUAAAACAUUUAUUUUCACCCUGAGAUGAUGAAUUAUUUUCCUCUGUUUGGCACCAAGAGAAGCUUUAAAAAUGUAGAGUUUGGUUCCAGUCAGAGGAACUUGAUGAGAAAAUCUAGUAAAAUGAGGUUUUCUGCAUUUCUGUCCAAUAUCAGGACGAUGACUGAGCAGGUUUGAUCAUGAAACCACUCCGAUAGUGUCCCAGCUGGAAGAGUUCCAUCAUAUUAUUGGUUAGAUUUACAUAAUUCAGCAUCAUGCAGCAAACAGAGGCUGGUUCAUGAACACAGACUCUGAUUCUGAGCUGAAAGUCCACAUUUUAUUCUCUCUGACUGAUAUCUGCCCACUUGGACUCUCAGUUCCAGGUUUUCAUCCAUUCAUCUGUUUCUGGGAGUUUGACAUCAUGAUGUUUUAGUUUUGUGGUUCUACUAGCAUCACCUCACUGUUGAUAAUAAUUCAGUCUGACCUUUUUAAAACAUCUGGAUGAAACAGAAUCCUGACUCAUCUUGUAGAGAACAAUAAGAGAAUUUAAGCCUUUAAAUAAAGUCUGUCUUUACUUCUGUUAGAGUUGAUCGUUGUCAGGACUUUAUUUCAUCUUGUUUUUUCCAGUAAAAUAUCCGAGGGAUGAACACCAUCAACAGUCCAUAAACUGUUCUUUUACAGCUCAGUUGAUUCUGUUUGUUUUUCUUUAUUCACAUAUUUAUCAUGUGUCAUUUAUUGUGUACUUAUUUGUUCAUCUCUCUCAUUCAUUCCAACCAGUUUAUUUACAGACGCUGCAGUUUUGUCAUGUGUGUAAAAUCUGAACUGUAACAGCGCCCUCUGGUGGUCACUGUUCAUAACUACAGAUUUCUAUUUUAUUUCUCAGUCUGUUGCAGUAAAAUGUCAUUUCUGCCUGGAUGAUGACUGUUAGUCAGGAUGAUAACAGGCCAGACUCUGAGCAGCUUUCUCUUAUUUAGUCCUGAUAUGUGAUGAUGUUGUGACCAGCAUCAAGAGAACUCCUCGGUUCAGGAGUCUGAGUUGUCUCCAUGAGAAAAGCAAAGCUGUUCUGUAUGAAGGACAGAUACUCUGAUAAGUUUGUGUUGAAUGUUUUUAUCUGGAUCAGAUCUCUGAACAUGAGCCUGGUCUCAGAGCUCUGCCCUUUCAGCUGAAAUAUUCACUCUGCAUUUCUCUUCUUUAUUAUUCAUCGUUGCUGUUUUUCUCCUUCAAUAAAUCAGAGACAAAUUCUGUUG